AUGGUUGCCCCUCCUCGGCGUCACUGCAAGCCAGUCCCUUCACGACGCUAUCUCGCCCUCCGCCACGGCCGAAGGAUCCUAAAGUCCCUAAAAGCUUCAUCAGAUGAUUCAGAACCACCAAAAAAGACCCUCCCGUCGGGCUACGCCCAACUCUACUCCAGCGAUAACCCAGGCGUCAAAGCAGGACCUCACGUGGUGCAAAUAACUCAAACUAUAUCUGAAAUCCAGAAUGAUCCAGCAACAAUAACUAGAUCCACAGAACAGAAGUUCACUGCUCUUGGUCCAAAGUUCGCACUUCCUGGGGAUGGAAUUUAUUCUGUAUUCCCUCCCCAGGGACAUACUGGAAGGCCUGAGGUUCUGCCUCAUUUGGUUACCAAUGAUGCUACUUUACCUUGGGAGCGACAGGUGCGGUUUAAGAAACCGACAGAUAAUAUGGAUGUUAAAGAUUCAUUGAAUACUGUUCCGUGGAUGGCUUGUUUGGUGUUUACCAAAGAUGAGCUUUCGUUGUCUGAUGCGCAGCUUAAGGGGGAUACUUCCUUUUUCAAGGAUACGAGCGUUAAAAACACUGUAUCCCCGAACGAAACAUUGGGCUUUGAAAUGCCGCUCGCCGAUAUCCUCAAGGUUGACAAAGAACAUGUCGCCAGGCCAUUUACUACAAUUUCUGGUGCAACAGAGACUACCACCAAUCUUAUUUUCAUAAGACCAGAGCUCUUCAAUAAUCUCUUCUCGACGUACGGUAAAGAUGGGAAAGUGGUGCCUUCGACGGAAUCCGAUAUUUCACGGUAUAAAUACUUUGCCCAUGUCCGACGGUUAAAUACUCAGGGCAUGGCAGAGGCCGACGCCUAUGACGAGGACGAAAUUCUCGAUCGAGAGUUCGGUAUCGUUGUGUCUCACCGAGCUGGUCCAUUGACCAUAGCCGAACCUACCCAAGUUUUUGUUCACAUUGUUUCAUUAGAAGAAGUGGAAGAUUUGACUCCUUUCCCAGUAGACCCCUUGAGGAGUAGUCGGGUCGCGAUGGUUUCACUAUAUAGUUGGACUUAUAUGUGUCUCCCAGCGAAUUCAUUGAAUGUCGCAGAUGCAUUUGAAAGAAUUGGAAAGUCUUGUGGGAUGUUGCGCCCGAUUGUACCCGAAGCAAGCGCAACAGAUGAAAGCGAUAUUCAAAGCAGGUUACUCAAAAGAAUCAACGACGGUUAUUCUAUGAUCCGUUAUCGAGUCCAGACAGGAGAGACUACGGUUGCAUUUAACAGGAGUCCUCUAACCCCCACCCUUGUUUCCAAAUAUGAUUGGGACCUUUGCUCGACAUCGGGAUCCUCGCUUUUGAUUCUUGACCAGAAGCUUGGAAUCAUGGACAUAACCUAUUCAGCGGCAUGGAAUCUAGGAAAAACUCUAGCUAUGGCAGACCAUGCCUAUUCGUCAGCAUUGAGUCGUACCCGCAAACAGAUCCUCCAAAUCGCUACCCCAUUGGCGCAACUCAAGGUUCUCAAAUUCGCAGGCAUCAACAUCAAAAGCAAAACCGACAUAAUAGCAGAAAUGGGCAAGUCCAUCAGUACUUUAAAUGAAAUUUCUGAAUCAUUCGGUGCCAUGAGUAUGGCCUACCGUUGGCAAAAACAUCAACCACCAAGAACUCCGGAUCUCUCGUAUCAUAGCGAGGAGAUGGGAUUAUUCCUAGAUGAAGAACUACUCAAGGCCGCGUAUCUCGUGGCAAGCAGUACAGACUCUAAUCCCAAGUUACCUUACCUUCCUCCAUAUGACGAACAUAAUACCCCAUACUCAGCAGACUGGGUCGUCAUCCUUAAAUUUCUCUGUGAUUUGAUGUAUUUGAUCAAGAUACCGCACAACUACCUCCUCACAGACGCUUCUCACCUCCCACAAGAGACGGUUAGGAUGUUCCAUAUCGAUCCAAACUGGAUCGAUGCACUACUGGAUGGCGCCCUAAGCAUUGGUAAUCUCGUGGACCGAAGGAGAGACAGGGUCCGAGAUGCCAUCAAGAUGGCAUUUAAUCGGUAUCUGGAAACUCCAAACUCAGAAUUAGGAUACCCUCCACCAGUUCCACAAUAUGGAUUCUACAUGCGGUCUAUUCUUGUGGCAAUGUUCCCUGACUUGAAGGUAACCAUGGACCCUCUGGCGGAUGAUAAGGGUACUCCAACACUUAUCCGCCACGAGAUCGUGGAUAGAGGUGUCAUGCUUGGUUUCUUCAAUCAUAAGCCCUCCGGUACGGAAUUGCAAUCGAUUACUUUUACGCAACCAGCACAUCAGUUAUCUUUCACCGCUGCAAGGGACCUCCUGAUAUCUGAUAUCCAAGUCUACUACAAAAGGAUUUAUACUGUUGUAGACCCAGACGACAGCAAUAGAAACAAACCAAUUGCACAAAUACGGCAAUCAAGGGCAGAUGAUCCCACAGUAGGGAAUAGAGCACAGCUAUUUAUCUGGGGGAGCCCUAGCACAGAUGAUGUUCGAACUAUCAAUGCUAAACCAUUUGUUCAAGAUCUUUAUGAUACCCUUAACACAAGCAUGAACCGCCUCCAUACCGAUUGGUUUACUGAAGUUUGUCCGUCUGCUGCCAUGAUGGCAUAUCAACUUAAUGACCCUUGCUGGCAACUUGAGAUCCACGUUCCAGAGCCUCCCGCAGAACCACCUUUUACGCUAUCUCAUACGUUCCCACCGGAGUUCCCUAUUGUUACCUUAGAGCGUCCUGAGCCACUAGUUGCGUUAGAGAGUGCACCACAUCUUACAUUCGAAGAUCGAGCAACCGCUCCUCCAUUAAAGCUCACGAGUAGCCUACCACGUUUUAAAAGAUUAAUCCCUGCCGAAAUCUACAACACAACUGAAGAGCUGCCGGUACUCCUUUCGGCACCGGGCACGCCCUCAAGCCCAGCGGAAAUGAUCCUCACCCCGACCUCCCCAUCAUUUUCGGAGAUCGACUUCCUCACAUCUGAAUCUCACACCGAUGACUUUAUAUUCGUCGCGGCCGGGCCUCCCGAAUUCAAGUAUAAAGUCGCCCCAGCCUCAAGCCCCAAAUCAACCACCAUCUCCAUACUUCCGGAAGAACAGGACCUAAUCUUCUCAAUCGUCUACCAAUCAUCUGCCUUCGACUACGAACUCUCUUCGGUUACCAUCACAAUCCCUAUGUCCCACCCCACAAAACCCAGCCUUACAAAAGCAUACCGUGGACCUGGUGCAACAAUGUUAUCAAAUCUGAGGUUUUAUGUGAGAGCCUUAUACUCGACAGAGAAUAAUGCGUUACAACUAGUGCUUUUACCCCGGAGUACGAGGAAAGUUGUUAGAGUUACUGACAUUAAGGACAUGAGUUUUAUGUUGAGCAGAGUGUUAGUAAAGAGUUAUAAGAAAGUGACGAGUAUUGAAGCUAUUGUGCAAGAGGUUUAUAAAUCUGGCAGGGCGGAACCGAAGACAUUGUGGAUUACAUUGAACCCGCCGACGUCUUGA
Orbilia oligospora ATCC 24927 is the source of this 3444-nucleotide messenger RNA. RefSeq lists its product as uncharacterized. NCBI's taxonomy places the organism in Eukaryota, Fungi, Ascomycota, Orbiliomycetes, Orbiliales, Orbiliaceae. The coding region runs from base 1 to 3444 and encodes 1147 amino acids. The record is from RefSeq and is a predicted model, not a curated record. The transcript has a single exon.